CAAACCAAGGUUUUGCCAGACCUUGAUGCUGCCCCCAUGUGAGGAUGUAGCAGGAGAUAGUCCUAGGUGGUGAGAAGCAUCCUGACAGCAAGCCAGGGCGGCCAAACUACCAUAGCCUCAUCGAAGAUUCAGCAUUACAAGGCAUCCCUCAAAACAUGGCAUUCCGUGGAGGCAGAGCGCUCGUGCAGGUGCUCCGCAACCUGGCGGCCUCAUCGUCGCCUGCAGCGCAUUCUAGUUCUGUGACCAGUCAGUGCGGGGCAGCUCUCUCUCCCUGCCUCGAAACCAGUUCUCAGUGGAUGCAUGCAAGGACUGUGUCCACAAGAUCAUGGACGUUGAUGCAGUCUGCUGCUCCCGAGGGGGGACCUGCGGCGGGCAAAGCAGAGAGCCAUCAGGUGAACCCGACCAACCAGAGGGAGGGCCAGCAGGGAAGCGCACCGAAUGUCGCCGCUGACAUAAGGGCGUCCCAUGAUUCGGGGCCCGCUUCUGGCAAGGAGAAGAGCUUCGAGGUCAAUCCGACAAACCAUGGGGAGAGUCAGCAGGGAAGCGCGCCGAAUGUGGCAGCGGAUGAGGGGAUGGUGAAGGGUGGGGCUGCUGGGGGUGGCGUGGAAGCAGGGGGGGAGGACGAAGACGAACCAGUCAGUAACCGGAACCCAGUCACGGGAGAGAUUGGGGGACCUCGGGGGCCGGAGCCUACGCGUUUUGGAGAUUGGGAGAAGGGAGGCCGAUGUACAGACUUCUAAUCUGUUUUGGUGACUGGUGCAUGCACUGAAUUGGAUUGCAUCACCAAAGAUUGGUAUGGACCAGGAGUGAGCUAGAUUUGAUUGGUAUUUAAGGUGUAGAGUGAAUUGUUGAGGAGAAAUUUGAAGACGCUUGCAAAGAUUGGUGGCUGCUGGUGUCCUCAGAAGGAUAUGACAAUGGAUUCCAUUGUGGUCAGGGAGCCAGUGCUCAGUGUAAUGGAGGGAGGUUUCGGCGAGCGUGCCUUUGUCCAGGGUCCUCUCAGAUUCACCCGCUGAGGUUGAUUGGCUUCAUUGAGACUUCCAUGCCCUUAUGUAGUCUGCUGCAAUUGCUGACCUACUACUCUGAUGUGGGUGUUCCAUGUACAUUGUACAUAUCUAGUUAGCCCGAGCAGUUCAGCACGUCUUAGUACUUGCUAUGAAACAAGAUCUGAGUACGUAGGCAUUGCUGAAUUAUAUGUAAGAAUUGGUUCUGAAAUGUACCUCCAUAUAACGAGUGCUUUUGAAAUGCAAGCUGAGGGAACCUACACGCGUCGUAUGUACGUUCGGCCCCAACCUUGCAUCCCAGACGGUGGCGCAUAGGAAGACAAUUGCAGCUUUUACCUUGGGACGUUGAUUCAAAUGCCGAACAUGGGCCUCCGUGUUGGCACCUGCAAAGCUAGCCGGCGUCCAUCCAGAUGGAUCUAGCUGAGCGAGCUCAAUCGUGAUGCCCUGGGUUGC
Klebsormidium nitens is the source of this 1454-nucleotide messenger RNA. NCBI's taxonomy places the organism in Eukaryota, Viridiplantae, Streptophyta, Klebsormidiophyceae, Klebsormidiales, Klebsormidiaceae. The record is from the annotation of a GenBank genome assembly.